This is a messenger RNA of Plectropomus leopardus (leopard coralgrouper), 1608 nucleotides long. It is a transcript of the gene ttpal, whose product is annotated as tocopherol (alpha) transfer protein-like. Lineage: Eukaryota; Metazoa; Chordata; Actinopteri; Perciformes; Serranidae. Gene Ontology annotation, molecular function: phosphatidylinositol bisphosphate binding. Gene Ontology annotation, cellular component: membrane. The record is from RefSeq and is a predicted model, not a curated record.
AAAGGGUUUUCCUGACAGGUCGGCUGUGAUUUUUCUGACACUUCUGGCCGUCGCUGUGCUUUUUUGUGACAUUUUUAUCUCUUGCCAAUGGAUGCGCAUAAAAGGAGUUUAUGUGUGUCCUAGUCGGUCAAUGUUAAACGCAUCUCCGGCUUCACCCAGUCAGUCCAUGGCCGAUCAGCAUGAGUCCAUCGAUCUUACUCCUCCUCCAGCGGACCCGUCAGCAGCUGCAGGACACAGCUGGUUCCCUGGACCCCCUCCACCCAUGUACUCCUGCACCCUGACCCCAGAGCUGGUGCACAAGGCACGGGAGGAGCUCCAGGAGAAGCCAGAGUGGCGUCUGCGUGAUGUCCAAGCAUUGAGAGACAUGAUAUUGAAGGAGCAGCCAAAUCUGAGGACACGGCUGGACGACGCCUUUCUCCUGCGCUUCCUGCGGGCCAGGAAGUUCGACUACGACCGUGCCCUGCAGCUGCUGCUCAACUACCACGCAGGCCGUAAGGCUUGGCCAGAGGUGUUCCAGGACCUGAAGCCGUCUACAGUGAAACAUGUCCUGGAUCUGGGCUUCCUCACAGUGCUGCCACAGCCGGACCCCAACGGCAGAUACAUCCUCUGUCUGCGGCCGGGAAAAUGGAAACCGAAUGACUAUCCGUUUGUUGACAAUGUGAGGGCCCUUUAUCUGACUCUGGAGAAGCUGAUUCAGCCGGAGGAAACGCAGGUGAACGGUAUCGUCAUCUUGGCCGACUACACCGGCGUGGGCAUGUCACAAGCGUCCAAUCCAGGCCCGUUCCUCGCCAAAAAAGUUGUGAGCAUCCUGCAGGACGGGUUUCCAAUCAGAAUCAAGGCCGUGAACAUCAUAAAUGAGCCCAGGAUUUUCAAAGGCAUCUUCGCUAUAAUUAAACCUUUUCUGAAGGAGAAGAUGGCAGAGAGGUACAUCCUCCACGGCUCAGACCUGCGCUCUCUGCACCGCAACAUCCCAAGGUCGGUUCUGCCGGAGGAGUACGGCGGCACGGCGGGCCAGCUGGACUUGUGUGCCUGGUCCAGAGUGCUCCUGGACUGUGAGGAGGAGUUCAUAGUGGAGUUCUGCCAGCCGGAUCCACUAGAGGGCGUGGUGCUCCCAGACUCCAUGCUGUUUGAGGGUGAGCAGGCCAGCGGGCAGGACGACGACACCUUCAGGGGGCUGCGCUCGCAACUUUACUACUGUUACUGACGCCGUCACCGAGAGGACGUUUUCUGUUUCAUUGGAAACGAGUGUGUAGACUUUUACAGGGCAAGUUGCCAAUAUUAUACAUGAUUUAUUUUACUAACUAAGCAGCACUGCUAUAGGUGGAUAGUUUAAUGUAGUUCAUGCGUAGCCCGGCGUACAUUCAUGGUUCCAAGGCAGCUGCAGGCUUCUGACUCGAGCCGAUGCAUGUUUGGCCAUUACUGAUGGCCCCUCUAAGGUGUUAUUUCUGGAAUUUAAAGGAUAAAUUCACUUUUUUUUUUACAUAAUCAGGCACCUAUAUGUACAGAGAAGCAGGUUUUUCUUGUAAUCAUUCCUCCUGUCCACACUGACCAUUAACCCUUUGAAAGCUGAGUGAACUGGUUUGAUUUCUUUCAAGAACACGGGGAAAA